UAAUGACGCCAAGAAAAAAGACGACGAAGAUUUUGACGCAUGCGCCGUGCCUCAGUAGUGUGGUACCCAAGUAGUGGCCCUUUAGCUGUGAGAAAUACGUGGCAGCAAGCUUUCGAUAUGGAAGCAUCUGCUCUGGUUGCCUUGACUUUGCUACUGGGCGCACUGGUUAUUCUGGUCGCAUUAGCAGUGGGAAGACGGAAGGAAGAAAUAAGAGAGGAAACGGAGCAGGCUGCGGAGUUUGCCGCUGAAGGCAGUGUUGUGAAGGGCGCUGCUUCCAAGAAACAGAAACAGGACAAGCAGCGCAGCCGUAAGGAUAAAGCUUCACAGCACAGUUUCAGCCACCCGCUGUUGGCAGCCUCAUUGAAGGGCCACAGUGGGAAUGUGACGUGCCUUGAUUUCAGCAGUAAUGGGAAGUACCUGGCGUCCUGUGCUGACGACCGCACCGUCCGCAUCUGGAGCACCAAAGACUUCCUGGAGCGGGAACACAAGUGUCUGAGAGCCAAUGUGGAGCUGGAUCAUGCUACACUGGUCCGCUUCAGCCCAGACUCUAGGGCUUUUAUCACCUGGUUGGCCAAUGGAGAUGCCAUUCGAAUCUUCAAAAUGAUCAAGAAGGAUGACGGCACUUUAAGCUUCAAAGCUAACGCUGAGGACUUCCCACAGAAACACAAAGCACCCAUCCUCAACAUUGGCAUUGCCGAGACAGGCAAGUUCAUCAUGAGCGCCUCCACCGACACCAGCAUCCACAUCUGGGAUCUGAAAGGAGACAUACUGGCCUCUAUCAACACUAACCAGAUGACCAAUUCUUAUGCUGCCAUCUCUCCGUGUGGCAGGUUUGUGGCGUCAUGUGGCUUCACCCCUGACGUGAAGGUGUGGGAGGUUUGCUUUGGGAAGGGAGGAGAAUUCAGAGAGGUGACGCGAGCUUUUGACCUGAAGGGCCACUCUGCAGGAGUUCACUCAUUCGCCUUUUCCAAUAACUCUCACAGAAUGGUGACCGUCUCCAAAGACGGUACAUGGAAGCUGUGGAACACAGAUGUGGAGUACAAAAAGCAGCAAGAUCCCUACCUCCUGAAGACAGUCCCCUGUGCGUCAUCUGAAGGUAGCCUGGUGACCUUGUCUCCUGACGGCCGGGUGGUGGCCAUCAGUGACGGCUGUAACGUUGCUUUGUACAACGCUGCCAGCGGCCAGCUGGAGGAGGAAAUGCACGGCGUCCACAGCGAGGAGAUCAACGACCUCAGAUUUGACAUUAGCGGGCGCUUCUUGGUGUGCAGCGGCGACAAGGCCAUCCGAGUGUUUCACAACGCCCCGGGCUACCGGGCAGCCAUCAGAGACAUGCAGGACAUGCUGAAGAAAGCCCAGAAUGAAGCCAUGAAGCAGAGACUGCAGCAGCAGAUAAAGGAGGCUCAGAGUGCCCUGGACACUGUGCUGGCUGGUCCUGUCGACUGAAGGAGCCCUAAGGAAACCACACUCUGAUAGUGAUCGUGUCAGACUCUUACUGCUGAUCUUUUUUGCAACCUCAACUCUCCCUCUGCCAUUAAAUGAUCCGGUCUGGGAUAAAUGGAAUUUGCAUGCAGUUUUAAUAAAGAGUAUCUUUUUAUGGAAAAAUAAA
Xiphias gladius (swordfish) is the source of this 1606-nucleotide messenger RNA. RefSeq names its product transducin beta like 2 (gene tbl2). Gene Ontology annotation, cellular component: endoplasmic reticulum. Gene Ontology annotation, molecular function: protein binding. Lineage: Eukaryota; Metazoa; Chordata; Actinopteri; Istiophoriformes; Xiphiidae. Gene Ontology annotation, biological process: endoplasmic reticulum unfolded protein response. The coding region runs from base 40 to 1443 and encodes 467 amino acids. The transcript is spliced from 7 exons. The record is from RefSeq and is a predicted model, not a curated record.